This is a messenger RNA of Tarenaya hassleriana, 729 nucleotides long. RefSeq lists its product as uncharacterized. NCBI's taxonomy places the organism in Eukaryota, Viridiplantae, Streptophyta, Magnoliopsida, Brassicales, Cleomaceae. The coding region runs from base 159 to 452 and encodes 97 amino acids. The transcript has 3 exons. Gene Ontology annotation, biological process: mitochondrial respiratory chain complex IV assembly. The record is from RefSeq and is a predicted model, not a curated record. Gene Ontology annotation, cellular component: mitochondrial inner membrane.
AGCGAGGAAGGAAUUCAGCGUUGAGGCGCAAGUUAGCAAAUUGGGUUUCUCUUCCCUUGCUCACGCAAUCUCUCCGUCUCGGGCGCUUUAAAAGGGGGCCGUCCUGAGACCUCUCGUUCUCUCUGUGUCGAUCUUUUUAGAAAUUUUAUUUGCAAGCAAUGGCGGAAUCAAAGACCAAAUUUGAGGAAAUCAGAGCAUGGGUCUCCGAGCACAAGCUUCGUACCGUCGGGUGUUUAUGGCUUAGUGGCAUCACGGGUUCAAUCGCCUAUAACUGGUCUCAGCCCGCCAUGAAAACCAGUGUCAAGAUCAUCCACGCUAGGUUGCACGCUCAGGCGCUGACGUUGGCUGCCCUGGCUGGAGCAGCCGCAGUUGAAUACUACGACCACAAAACCGGUGGUAAGGACCGCUACCCCAAGUUUCUGCCGCAGGAUAACUUGUCUCACAAGGACUGAAACCCUGAAUCCUAAAUCAGAAGCCACUAGUCUCACAAAGCUGGCCAGUGAAGUUUUUGUUAGCCCUCUGGCGAAAAUUUCAUGAUUGUUACAGAAAAUAAGAGAAAGGUUUCGUCUUUAUAGUAACCAAUUCGAUUCUUUAAUCGUUUACUAGAUGGGUUAUAUUGGGUUAUUUGUUACUGCACUUUGCAACUUGUAAGAGCAAAUCAUAUGCUCAUAUUGUCUUUUAAUGAGUUAAUACCCCUUAUAUAUGCCCGAUUUGCUCAUGAUAUGAUUG